Messenger RNA from Electrophorus electricus (electric eel), 1270 nucleotides. NCBI's taxonomy places the organism in Eukaryota, Metazoa, Chordata, Actinopteri, Gymnotiformes, Gymnotidae. The record is from RefSeq and is a predicted model, not a curated record.
UGCCCUAUAUGAAAACCCUGCUGUCGUAAUUUAUAAAGAAAUGAAACUAAAACUAGUUCACAAUUCGAAACAUGGCGUCGAACUUAGAUGCAAGUGAUUCCAGCUUUUCAGACUUCAGUGAUACUGACACAGACUCGCACUCAGACUCCCAGUCUAGCUCAGACUCUGACCAGGGACAAGCAGAAUCAAAGACCAAGCAGAAAGCCUGCCAGUACUACAACGAUGGCCACUGCCGCUAUGGGAAGCGUUGUCGAGACCUGCAUGUGUGCAAGUACUUCCUGAAAGGCUUUUGUCGCUACGAAUCAGCCUGUAAACUCAAACACAUCAGUGAUUCCUCCACUGAGGAGAAGGAUCGUGGGAGGUUGACUCAUCGCAAAAAAAGAAGUGGUUGCAGGGAUCGGAGCAGAAGCCCUGAGAGUGUAGAGGACAAUGGAAGGCCUUACAGAUGGCAGCUGGAUAUGGGUGAAGGCUGGGAGGAUGUGGCCCAUGAUUAUAUACUGGAAGCUCAAUACUCCCAGCCCAACAAUAAAGGCAUCAGGAUCUACAACACUCCCUGUGGUGCUCUGUCCAUCGACUUCACUAGGAUGCGCAUUCUGAAGAAGACAAAGCUGCGUGUGAGACGGAAGGACUCCCCACAGACUGAGUGGCUAUGGCAUUACCGUGGCAACCAGGGCUGGAGCCAAUAUGGAGAACAGGAUUCAAAGAGCAAGGCCAGCUCAGUCAGUAGCUACAAGCUGGAGAGAGAGUACCAGAAGAACAGGAAAGGGACUGUGAAGUUCAAUGUCAACUCCACCAUUUACGAGAUUAGAUUUAAAGACAUGUGUCAAAACAAUCUGACCACUGGACACCGGAGGAAGAUCAGGCGCCGACCUAAAUAUGAACCACCGCAAGGGGGCAUAAUUAGUUCAAUGAAAAAUGCCAUCAAGAGCUUGUCACUGUCUUCAUCUACAAAUACUCCAGUGUGGCAGUUCAGUGGGCAUGGUGAACACUGGCACACUUUUAAGAAAAGUAACUCCUGUUCAAUGUCAAGUGAAGACAUCGAGGUGGAAUACCAACACAACCCCCAGGGCUCCAUUAGGUUCACUGUAAAUGAAAAGCCAUACUUACUGGACUUCUCAAGAAUGAGGCAAACCAAUGAGACAAUAAAUGUCACUCGCAAGAUCCGGCGUGUGCUUCAGUAAUGGUACACUCCCAGCAGGGUUCAGGUGCCACAUGAAAGACCUUUGCACCAGGCGAGGGUUAUAAAGAAGCAGUGGUGGUUUUAUGAUGU